Heterostelium album PN500 is the source of this 90-nucleotide messenger RNA. RefSeq lists its product as uncharacterized. The record is from RefSeq and is a predicted model, not a curated record. The transcript has 2 exons. Bases 1 to 90 code for a protein of 29 amino acids. NCBI's taxonomy places the organism in Eukaryota, Evosea, Eumycetozoa, Acytosteliales, Acytosteliaceae.
AUGGAAAUCGAAUGUUUUCCACUUAUGUUGCGACAACCCAUUCAAGAUAUUUCAAAGUUCAUCCAACAACAAAAAGCCCACAAUCCAUAA